AUGGCUCCGGUGCUGGGCCAAACAGCGGCCAGGAAGGUGGCGUUGCUCCCCGGCAUGAGGAACUCCAAGUACAGAGUAACUGCGGUUGACAGCGGGAAGAGGGCGCUGGAGAUUCUGGGCUCGGAGCCGAAUGUGAGCAUGAUCAUCACAGACUACUGGAUGCCAGAGAUGACCGGCUACGACCUGCUCAAGAAGGAGUCUUCGAAGCUGAAGCAGAUCCCAGUGGUGAUCAUGUCCUCCGAGAACGUGCCCACCAGAUGCCUGGAGGAAGGCGCGGAGGACUUCCUGCUGAAGCCCGUCAGGCCGUCCGACAUCUCCCGCAUAACCACCAGGAUGCUGCUGCACUGA
Molecule: messenger RNA, 348 nt
Organism: Miscanthus lutarioriparius
Lineage: Eukaryota; Viridiplantae; Streptophyta; Magnoliopsida; Poales; Poaceae
Source: the annotation of a GenBank genome assembly